Salarias fasciatus (jewelled blenny) is the source of this 2213-nucleotide messenger RNA. RefSeq names its product C-X-C chemokine receptor type 2-like. The record is from RefSeq and is a predicted model, not a curated record. Bases 311 to 1492 code for a protein of 393 amino acids. Gene Ontology annotation, molecular function: C-X-C chemokine receptor activity; C-C chemokine receptor activity; C-C chemokine binding. The transcript has 3 exons. Gene Ontology annotation, biological process: immune response; G protein-coupled receptor signaling pathway; neutrophil chemotaxis. Gene Ontology annotation, cellular component: external side of plasma membrane; membrane. NCBI's taxonomy places the organism in Eukaryota, Metazoa, Chordata, Actinopteri, Blenniiformes, Blenniidae.
UCCAAAACAGAGACCCAGAAAUGGCUGGUGGGAAUUAUCAGUAUUUGUGCAUAAACACAACAAAACUACACAAAUGAAACACCAGAGAAAACCAGAGAUAAUAAUAAUCCAAACAGUCAGUGUGAAGUAGAUUGGCUGUAUAGAUCAUAAUAUGCACCUUUCUUCUUUUCUUCUUGGCUUGUUGAGCAAAUCAAAGAGCUGAUGAGUCAAACAGGAAAAGAGACCUGAUGGGAGGAGAGUGAAGAAGUGUUGAGUGUGUUUCUCAUCGGCUUGUGACACACUCGGUGCCUCCUGCGGGGAAGACAGCACAAUGACUGAUCCAAAUAUGUCCUCUUUCAUCUUUGACUUUGGCUCCAUUUAUGAAGAGCUCAACUUUACUUACAAUGACUCCGAGUUUUUCAUUGACCCUGCGACGCAACCCUGCAACCCCUUCAUCCUCCCGGACAGCGUGACCAUCGUCGUCUGCGUGUUCUACGUCUCAAUCUUCGUGUUGGCGAUCCCGGGAAAUCUGGUUGUGGGUCUGGUGAUCGGCCUCAGCAAGCAGUCGCUGCAGCCCUCUGACCUCUACCUCCUGCACCUGGUGGUGGCCGACCUCCUGCUGGCCGUCACCCUCCCGUUCUGGGCCACCUCCGUCACGCAGGGGUGGGUGUUCGGCGACGCCAUGUGCAAGAUCGUCACCGUCCUCCAGGAGCUGAGCUUCUACGCGAGCAUCCUCUUCCUGACCUGCAUCAGCAUGGAUCGCUACCUGGUGAUCGUCAGGGCGAUGGAGGCCCGCAGGGCCAACCGGCAGCUGUCAGAUAGUGUGCGCGGAGCUGUACAAUCCGAGCAGCGCCGACGAGUGGCGGCUGGCCACCAGAGUGCUCCGCCACGCGCUGGGCUUCGUCGUCCCCCUGGCCAUCAUGCUGCCUUGCUACGGGGUCACCAUAAAGCGCCUGCUGCACGUCCGCGGGGGGUUCCAGCGGCAGCGCGCCAUGCGGGUCAUCGUGUUCGUGGUGGUGGCCUUCCUCCUCUGCUGGACGCCGUACCACAUCGCGGUGAUGGCGGACACCUUCUUCCGGACCAGGAUCGUGCCUUACCAGUGCCCGGCGCGCAUGGCGGUGGACCAGGCCAUGUUCGCCACCCAGAGCCUCGGCCUGCUCCACAGCUGCGUCAACCCGGUGCUGUACGCGUUCGUGGGCCAGAAGUUCAGGCAGAGGCUGCUGCAGCUCUUGAUGAAGAUGGGCGUGAUGGAGAGAGCGUCGGUGUCCAGGAGCAGCAGGUCGUCCCUGUCUUCAGAGAUAACCUCCACCUUCAUGUGAGAACACAGAAAUGCAACCAGCGAGUUUUAAAGAGUGGCGUGGCCUUCCCUGGGGACUGCAGCAGGACAAAAGUUGGGGUCAGGAAAGCCUUUUCCCUUUUUCCCAGUAUGGAAAUCAUGUUAAAAAGAAAUACACUGAUAUUAAAGUGUAUGAUUGUUUCAAGCUCAGAUAGUGUAAAAUUUCAUCUAGCAUAAAUGUAUGCUUUCAUAUGGUGUUUGAUGCAGUGAAAAAUGGUUUUAUUGUCAUUCGUCAUGUGUUAAAGCAAAAACAUAACAGGUGCAAACAAUAAAGAAAACGAGCCACUUAUUGCAAUCAGCUGUGCUGAAGCAAGGAGACGUGGAAGGCAUGCAGAGCUGCAGGAACUGAGGGUUUGACGCCUGUGCCUCACUCUAAAAACCGCUGGUUUAGACUCUUCGAACGGACAAAUCAUUGCUGAACACAGAACCUCAAGCACUGGAAAGCAGAUUACUUCACUUCUUCUUCGCACACAUCAGCCAGCAGCUCACAGAUCAGGCGGAUGUCAUCCAACAGAUCUACUGUGUGAACAUGUUUUCAUGCUUUUUAUUGUUAUUUAACCUGUCUUCAUAUCAUCUGACACUUACUAUCUACCCCAGCCUUUUUCCUCAGUUCUGUUUAGAUUUAAGGAAACUGAAAAUAUUGCAGUAGAUUUAAAAAAAACCAACAGCCAAAUGACUCAACGCAGCUAAAAGCUGUUGGAAAUGCCGUUGAAACAUUUCUCUGUUAGUUUGUGAAAUAUUUGCUGUCUUAUCAAAACUGCACCUUAACAGAUCUCCUCAUCAAUUUGUAAUGUGUACAGGCAUAUGUGAGAGUCUUUUUUUUUUUUAAGCUUUUGUAUAUUUUACUGAAGGCAGCUGGUUGUCUUUCACAAGCUAAACAUAGCUUUAAGUUUCUUAA